UGCCAACAUAGUCUUCUUCUCAAGUCUUGAUUUUUCAUUUUAAGAAAUGAAAAGCUCCGGAGACCGAUCUCUCGAAGAAACCUCCACAUGCGUUGCGGUCGUAUGUGCAGUGUUUGUUGUUAUAUCCAUCGGUAUAGAACACUUGAUCGAGUCCUUUGAAAAGUGGUUUAAGAAGCGAGAGAAGCUUGAAAAGAUCAAAGCAGAACUAAUGUUGCUCGGGUUUAUAUCGUUACUUCUGACCGUGGGCACGUCAUAUGUGGCAAAAAUAUGUGUGCCUAAAGACCUCGGAAAUAAAUGGCUCCCGUGCGACAAAGAGGAUACAGACGACCACGACAACAACGGCGAUGAACGGAAAAAUGAGCAUAGAAGGUUGCUUUCAUAUGGUGAAGAGAUGGUGUGGCUUAGAGCUUUGGCCUCUGGGACUGAUCAGUAUGAUUAUUGUGCCAAUAAAGGGAAAGUGUCGUUGAUAUCGUAUUCUGGGAUUCACCAAUUGCACAUCUUCGUAUUUGUGCUGGCAGUUAUGCAUGUUCUUUAUAGUGUAAUUCUCAUGGUAUUAGGCCAUGCCAAAAUGAAGAAGUGGAAGAAGUGGGAACUGGAGACAUCGUCUACGGACUACCAAUUUAACAACGAUCCUGAUAGAUUUAGGUUUGCUCGUCAAACCUCAUUCGUCAGACGUCAUUCAGGAAUCUACAACACUCCCAUUAUCAAAUGGAUUGUAGCAUUUUUCAGGCAAUUUUCUGGAUCAAUAUCAAAAGUUGACUACAUGACCAUUCGCAAUGGAUUUAUUACCGCCCAUUUUGCACCGAAUACCAAAUUUGACUUCCACAAAUAUAUAAAAAGAUCAAUGGAAGACGAUUAUAAAUCGGUCUUGGGUAUAAGCAUUCCCUUAUGGUUCUUUGCAAUUAUGUUUUUAUUCUUCAACGUCUAUAGAUGGCAUACAUUGGCUUGGAUUUCCUUAAUUCCACUCAUAAUAAUUUUAUUAGUUGGGACGAAACUUGAAUUGGUGAUAGUGGAGAUGGCUCAACAAAUCCAAGAUCGAACAACUGUAGUGAGAGGAGCUCCACUUGUGGAGCCAAGUAACAACUUCUUUUGGUUUAAUCGCCCACAGUGGAUACUCUUUCUCAUACACUUUACCUUAUUUAAGAAUGCAUAUCAAAUGGCCUACUUCUUAUGGAAGUGGUACGAAUUUGGAAUUACGACGUGCUUCCACGAGGCCAUUUUUGUAAUUUUGAUUAGAGUUUUCUUAGGGUUAGGGCUUCAAAUAGUGAGCAGCUACAUCACAUUCCCACUCUACACCUUGGUCACACAGAUGGGAUCAAACAUGAAGACGUCGAUAUUCGAAGAGCAAACAUCAAAGGCUCUGAAGAAAUGGCACCAAGCCGCGAAGCAACGAAACAAACAACGGAAAGAUAAUGCUUCUGUCACCAUGAGUGGGAAUUCUACCCCUGUUCAUGGCUCAUCGCCAAUUCAUCUGCUACACAACUAUAAAAUUAGGUCUAAUGCACCCGACGAGGUUUCUGACACUGAGCUCUCCGAAAUCGACACUUCCAAACACACCACUCUCCCACCUCCGCAAUCUCAUAAUAUCGAUUUUUCAUUUGGCAAUUCAUCUCAACAUAAUUGA
Messenger RNA from Salvia splendens (bonfire salvia), 1624 nucleotides. RefSeq names its product MLO protein homolog 1. The transcript is spliced from 15 exons. Gene Ontology annotation, cellular component: membrane. The coding region runs from base 47 to 1624 and encodes 525 amino acids. NCBI's taxonomy places the organism in Eukaryota, Viridiplantae, Streptophyta, Magnoliopsida, Lamiales, Lamiaceae. Gene Ontology annotation, biological process: defense response. The record is from RefSeq and is a predicted model, not a curated record.